CAACAACAACAACAACAACAACAACAACAACAACAACAACAACAACAACAACAACAACGACAACAACAAUUAGUAACAGCAAUAACAAUAACAACUACAACAACAACGACAACAACAACAAUUGUAAUAACAACAAUAACAAUAACAACAACAAUAACAAUAACAAUAACAAAAAUGUUAACACUGACAAUGCUUUACUUUUUAUCAACAAGGAUCGUUACGGAAAAUAAAUGUAGAAAAAGAUGUGGAUUAAUGAAAGAUAAUGAAAGAUUAAUGAAAGAUACAGUUUCUUCAAUUUUGUAA
This is a messenger RNA of Loa loa (African eye worm), 303 nucleotides long. RefSeq lists its product as hypothetical. The transcript has 2 exons. The annotation marks the transcript as partial. The record is from RefSeq and is a predicted model, not a curated record. NCBI's taxonomy places the organism in Eukaryota, Metazoa, Nematoda, Chromadorea, Rhabditida, Onchocercidae.